Racocetra persica is the source of this 438-nucleotide messenger RNA. Lineage: Eukaryota; Fungi; Glomeromycota; Glomeromycetes; Diversisporales; Gigasporaceae. The record is from the annotation of a GenBank genome assembly.
GUCAUAUUCUUGGAAUUAAUACUUUAUUAGUAACAUUGCCAUCUAAUUUACCUGCAUUGAAUGAAUUAAAGUCUAAUAAAGCCAAUAUGGAUUCUUUAAAUACUACCGCUAUAUAUGAACAAGAAUUUAAAGAAUUUCUAGAAUCCACUUGGAGAAGUCUCCAAACAUUGCAGGAGAAUUCAUUAUUUCUCCAGAACCUGGUUGAAUCCAAGACCCCAUCACUGCAAGAACUAUAUAACAAGAGUAACCAACAGACCUUACUGACUCACCUUCUUGGUCUUGUUACUUCAAACUCUUUCAAAGAAGCACUGGAUUUGGUGGACAUCAUUCAUAAGAACACAAAUCCCCAUAGAUGCAUAAUUUCUGAUACCAAUGUCCUUUCACUGGAAUGGGAAACCAAACAACAUCGAAAGCAGUCAUACCAAGCUAAAUUAUCUG